Messenger RNA from Adineta ricciae, 945 nucleotides. Lineage: Eukaryota; Metazoa; Rotifera; Eurotatoria; Adinetida; Adinetidae. The record is from the annotation of a GenBank genome assembly.
AUGACAACAGUUAAUUUAUUUUGUCUUCUCUUCAUUUUUUCGUCGAUCCAAAGUAUUUAUUCGAUCACGUAUCCCUGUGAUUCUCACGCGCCUUGCGGUUGCUCGCAGUUUCCUGUUGAAACAAAUGAAGAUCUUCGGAUCGUCGGCGGAGAAAAUGCUCGUUUUAACACAUUAUCAUGGACGGUAGCAAUUCCGCAGGGUGAUGAUUUAUGCGGUGGCACAAUUAUUCACGAAUCCUUUAUAAUAACAGCUGCUCAUUGUUUCGAUUCCGGUUUUCUUUCAUCAAGUAUAACAAUCUAUGCCGGUUCUCUAAAGUACCACGAUGGGAUAAAGAAAACAGUAUCUCGAGUUUAUUUACAUCCGAACUAUACCGCAGCUACAAUAGGAAAUGACAUUGCUUUGAUAGAGUUAACCACUCCUUUGAAUCUAUCUGAUGUUAACCUAGCCAAAAUCUGUUUACCAAAUGUGACUUCUACAAUAAAAGAAUAUCCUCCAGCAGGUACAUCUCUACUCGCUGCAGGCUGGGGUACUCUAUCAUUCGGUGGACAGUUUCCAGAUAGUUUACAACAGGUUACUAUUCAAGCUGUAGCUGCUGGAAUGUCAUACUGUGAGAGUAUUGUCACAGACUCAAAGAUUCAAUUUUGUGCGGGAAGAAUGCCUGAAGGAGGAAAAGAUACAUGUCAAGGUGAUUCUGGUGGUCCGCUAAUAAUGUUUAAUUCAAAUAAACAAUGGGAAUUAGUCGGUAUUGUUAGUUAUGGUAAUAGAUGUGCAUUACCGAAAAGUCCCGGGGUUUAUACACGUGUUUCAUCUUACAUAAAAUGGAUCAAUGAUACAAUCCAUGCGCAUCGUACUACCGACUUCACUUCUGCAUCGGUUCUUUAUAACAGCGCACAUUCAUUUUAUGUUCCUCUCUAUUUUAUCCUUUCAAUUUUCAUGUCAUUAUGA